Stegastes partitus (bicolor damselfish) is the source of this 1185-nucleotide messenger RNA. It is a transcript of the gene neurod1, whose product is annotated as neuronal differentiation 1. Lineage: Eukaryota; Metazoa; Chordata; Actinopteri; Pomacentridae. The transcript has 4 exons. Gene Ontology annotation, biological process: positive regulation of transcription by RNA polymerase II; axon development; sensory organ development. Bases 115 to 1185 code for a protein of 356 amino acids. Gene Ontology annotation, cellular component: nucleus. The record is from RefSeq and is a predicted model, not a curated record. Gene Ontology annotation, molecular function: DNA-binding transcription factor activity, RNA polymerase II-specific; protein dimerization activity; E-box binding.
CACCCCAGAAAGCUCACAGCAGAUCACGCACAGUCACGCACGGACACUUAGACAGAGCGCGCGGGAUGCGUGCGAUCUGACGGACAGCUCGUUACAACAGGUAGAAUCAGCAUCAUGACCAGGUCUGUGCGGGAGGAGCAGGCGUCGGGGGAGUCCGAGGAGCAGCAGGAGCUCAGGAGUCCCGCAGGAAGAGACUCAGAGAGGGAAAGAGAAGUGGGGGCCGGUGGAGGAGGAGGAGGGGAGGAGGAGGAGGAGGACCACCUCCACCAUCUGGACGACGAAGAGGACGACGACGACGACGAGGAAGAGGAGGAGGAGGAGGAAGACGGGGAGAACAAGCCCAAGAGGCGAGGGCCGAAGAAGAAGAAGAUGACGAAGGCUCGCAUGCAGAGGUUUAAGAUUCGUCGGAUGAAAGCUAACGCCCGGGAGAGGAACCGCAUGCACGGGCUGAACGAUGCUCUGGAGAGUCUGCGAAAAGUUGUCCCCUGUUACUCCAAAACCCAGAAACUGUCUAAGAUCGAGACGCUCCGCCUCGCCAAGAACUACAUCUGGGCCCUGAGUGAGAUCCUGCGCUCCGGCAAGGCACCUGACCUCAUGAGCUUCGUCCAGGCCCUCUGCAAAGGUCUGUCUCAGCCGACCACUAACCUGGUUGCAGGCUGCCUGCAGCUAAAUCCUCGGACCUUCCUGCCAGAGCAGACGCCCGAUCUGCCAGCUCACCUUCCGCCCGCUGGCGCCGCCGCCUACCCCGGACACUUCUCCUACCAGAGCCCCGGGUUGACAGCCGGCCUGCCCAGCCCCCCCUACGGCACCAUGGACCCCUCCCACAUCUUCCACCAGGUGAAAGGUCAGCCCUACGGCCCACUGGAGCCCUUCUUUGACGGCGUCCUGGUGUCGGACGGCCCAGCGUUCGACCCGCCGCUCAGCCCACCUCUCAGCAUCAACGGGAACUUCUCCUCAUCCUUCAAACACGAGGCCGUGGCUGCAGCCGAGUACGACAAGAGCUUCUCCUUCAGUGUGCACUACGGAGGAGGAGGAGCUGGGGGACACACUGCCAUCUACGGCAACGGGGGGUCCAACCCACGGUGUGCUGACAUGCAGGUGGACGGGCUGAUGGGCUUUGAUGGACACUCGCACCACGAGCGGCUGAUGAACGCCCAGCUGAACGCCAUCUUCCACGACUCCUGA